GGUCGGAUGAAGGCCGGGUUCGCGCUACCAAAGACCCGGCGCGUCAUAAAUCUUUCGCUCAUCAACACGAAAUAGAAUUAUCCACGUCAGAAAGUUUUGCGAGCCCUUGCAAGUUGCCUGGCAUUGGUGUUUUAUUUAUUUUCCUAUUGAUUCCGACACCAGUGGCUUAUGUAAGAACCGGAGAGCCCGCAACCGAACUCAACACGAUGGCCGUACGGCAGACGGCGAGCAGAUUGCUUUCUGCCACCACCAGGGCUAGUGCCAGUAGUGCCGCUGGAUCCGCCAAAGACGUUGGGGAAAGUUUGCUAGCCAUGGCGCGGAUCAUCCCUGGAAUUUUCAAACACUCUCGCUGCCGGAACAGCGUAUACCCGGCAAGCGACGUCCGGCGUUAUCCGGUUCCGGACGAGUCGGUAUUCUGGUCGCAGACGUACUCCGACUACCAGCCACCGUGCCACGAAUCACCCAUCCUACAGGGGAAAGAAUGGGCCGAUUUGGAUAUUGAUAACCCUUCUUUCAAACCUAAAUGGAACGAAUUGGACGGGAAGGUCAACCGGGUGAGCUUCAUCGGGGAGUACGAAAUAUGGGACGACUGCCCGUUAAAUCCGUUCGGUCGAACCGGAAUCCGCGGCCGGGGUAUCCUUGGUCGCUGGGGUCCUAACCAUGCGGCCGAUCCGGUCGUGACGAGGUGGAAAACGGACGAAUCUGGUCAGCAGGUGGUAAACCCAGUCAGUGGCAAACGCAUCCUGCAGAUGUGUGCCAUCGAACGGCAGGACUGUGGCGAAUGGGCCAUCCCAGGAGGCAUGGUCGAUCCGGGGGAGAAGGUGAGCGCCACGUUGCGCCGUGAGUUUCUCGAGGAAACGAUGGAUAACGAUGCGGGUGAGGUCGCCGGUGAGGUGGAGCAGUUCUUUGCUGCGGGAACCGAAAUCUACAAGGGCUACGUGGACGAUCCACGCAACACGGACUGCGCGUGGAUGGAGACGGUGGCGGUGAACUUCCACGACGAGUCAGGCUCGGUCGUGGGCCGGUUUCCGCUGCACGCGGGCGACGAUGCGGCCAAGGUGCGCUGGAUGGAUGUGGGCGAAGAGGUGAAACUGUACGCCAGUCAUUCGAACAUCGUAAAACGAGUGGUCGAUAUGCUCGAGGCGCAUUGGUGAGAAUAAAAGCGCCAUCGUGCGCCGGCCGAAGAGGAGGAAAAUUGUUUUCCAAACAUGUUGAUGCGGUUUUACGAGACACGCUAUACCACUGCUGUGUUGCAACUGUUUGGAAAAAAACGAAAACGUGAUAAAACUCGAAAACGAAUAAACACAAAAAAUAUAAAGAAGGUUCGCCGUUUAAAGAACGCUAGACCUUGUGUUUUUUUUACUGGUGA
Messenger RNA from Anopheles coustani, 1369 nucleotides. Its product is annotated as ADP-ribose pyrophosphatase, mitochondrial. The transcript is spliced from 2 exons. The record is from RefSeq and is a predicted model, not a curated record. Gene Ontology annotation, molecular function: ADP-ribose diphosphatase activity. NCBI's taxonomy places the organism in Eukaryota, Metazoa, Arthropoda, Insecta, Diptera, Culicidae. The coding region runs from base 207 to 1154 and encodes 315 amino acids.